AUGUCAGACAAGACGGAUUCGUUCAAGCCCAGUCUCGGCGAAAUGAGCGACGACCAGAGGGAUGUGUACAUAGCCUUAAGUAGCUAUCUGCAGCAAGGCGACUUGCUGUACGAUGACAGUUCAUCGGAGAGCUGGGUGAGCGACGAAACGACCCCGCAGACAUCGGAGUACAGUGACGCGACUGACAUGGACGAUGACAAAGGGCAGUGCGAGAUGCUCAAUUCCACGGACACGGCCGCGGAGACCACGAUUGACAGAUUAGUAGAAUGUGUAGAUUCGUUCCUCACGUCCGAAGAUGAAGAAUCCGAAGAGGAUGAUGCGCUGGAAGAAAACGUCGUCGAGGAUCGUCCCCAGGAAACGAGAAACGUUGCGAAAGGGUUGCCGCGUUAUCUUCGGGGACUAAUGGGUGAGGCGAACAUGUGCUUCGCUCGGGGCCGUUACGAGGACGCUGUCAAGAUGUGCCUCGAGAUUGUCCGGCUUGCGCCCACUUCGCCGCUUCCCUUCCAGACGCUCGCCAUGAUCUACGAGGAGCUACGAGAUCCGAAUCGAUCGUUGCAGUUCGGCUUGAUCGCGGCCUACUUGGGUACGCAGGACGCCUCCGAGUGGAGCCGGUUGGCGCAGCUUUGCCUGGAGCAGGGUCUCCUCCAUAAAGCAACUUUGUGUCUGAUUAGGGCUCUUAGGGUUGAUCCGCACGACUUGGAAAUGCGGCGCUUACUGUGUACGCUGUACGAGCAGCUGGGGGACGAACAUCGAGCGCUGGUUUCAUGCGCAGUCCUUGCACGUCGAAUAGAGGAACCUGACGAUUGCCUGCUGCUGUCGCGACGCCUUGUGGAUGUCUUCCGCAGUCGUCAAAACCUGCCUUCGGCUGUGCGAGUUCUCCUGGAUGCCGCCACUAAGUUUCCCGCGCACAUCACAGCUGAAGACAUCCACACGCUGCUGGAGAUGCAACUGACGCUGAAAAUGCACUCGGCUGCCCUGCUAGUGCUUCACGAUCAUUGCGGAGUUCAGCUGCUGCCGCUGCCGGAGGGGCACAAAACAAUAACCGCAGAACUACUUGAAGACUCUCUCGACGCCUUUGAGAGAUGCCUGGUGCCUGCUGAGCUUUGCAUUGACAUAAAGACGAAGCUUGUGGUUUGUCUAAUACACCUGGGGGCCCGGCAUCUUGUUAUAGAUCUUGUGAGAGAAAUGAAGCGUGAGCUGGACCCCGAAAAGUCUGGCGAUUUUUUGCUGAAUGUGGCUGAAGCCUUCAUGGAAGCGGAAUUCGAGAACGAUGCACUACCGCUGCUACGAAUGCUUGUGCGCACUUGCAACUAUGGGACGGCGGCCGUUUGGCUCCUAUACGCGGAAUGUCUGAAGCGACUCGGCCGCCACCAAGAGGCUACAAAGGCGUACGAACGCACGUGCGAGCUGGCACCACGCCACGCACCGUCCCGCCUCUCCCUGGGCCAGCUGUUAGACGCGCAGGGGCUUCGGGACCAGGCCAUCGACUGUCUCGCCACCGAUUCCCGACUGCUGCAGGACACCAAGGACAGCACACCAGAGCAGCAGCAGGAUUCGGCGUCCGUGCUGCUUUGUCAGGCGCGGCUAUUGUGGGAUUCCGGACAGCGCGAGGCUUUUAUUGAGUCGGCCAUGACGCUGGUGCGGGCACACUGUUUGUCUGUCUGUUCGGCAGAAGAAUACGGCGCGGUGUACUCAAAUACGUAUCACUUGAGUCGCAUGAAGGUACUACGUGAACUGCAUGAGAAACGCGGCUUCACACCGGGCUGGCUCACAAUGGAGAGUGGUGUAUCUGUCGACGAACUGCAGGCAUGUUUCCUCGAGCUCUACCGAGCACUGCAAGAGACCGGCCGCAUGGACGACCUGAGGCAAGUCGUGACGGAAGUUCUCGUCGCGCCCAUGUUCAACAAAGACGCAACGAGCACUCAGGAACUGGAGUUCUUGAGCUUUCUAGCCCAUUACCAGGACCCGGACCACGUAGAGCACAGCUUUGCCAUCAUCCGUGCUAUGGUGCUCAAGUAUCCGAACCAAGCACGUGCGUGGAAUUUGCUGGGUCUCGUGGCCAACCAAAUACCGGCGUGGCGUAAGAAGGGAUUCUACCUCCGGCUAUUAUACAAGCACGAGAAUAGCCUGCCACUCGGCGUGCUCGUCGCUCACAACGCUUUUCUCUGUGCGAACUACAAGCACGCUCUCGCAGAGUACACGCAACUUCUUCACCAUGUCGGAAAGGAAGAGCCAAUGCUGCUGCUGUGCUCAGGCAUAAGCCUAAUGCGUAUGGCGGGACAACAGUUGACACUAAACCAAAAUUGUCCAGGGAGCCAAAAGUCUGCAGGGGUUCAAAAGUCUCCAAGGAAGUUUUACUGGCUGGCCACUCAAGGGAUGGCCUUUUUGUGCCGCUAUUUGCGUGCUCGAGGCAGUGAUUGUCAGGAGGCCCUUUUUAACGUAGGCCGCGCUCUUCACGAGCUGGGCUACCCGCACAUGGCUGUCAACAUGUAUCAACGGGCACUCGCUGCACCACCGGCUGUGCAGGAGAUGCCAGAGGUAUUUGACCUGCGACGGGAGAUAGCUUUCAACCUCAGCCUGCUGUACCAGCGCGGAGGCAACAACGAAUUGUCCGAUUGGUGCAUCAACCACUACUGCGUCAUUUGA
This is a messenger RNA of Rhipicephalus microplus (southern cattle tick), 2646 nucleotides long. RefSeq names its product general transcription factor 3C polypeptide 3. Lineage: Eukaryota; Metazoa; Arthropoda; Arachnida; Ixodida; Ixodidae. The record is from RefSeq and is a predicted model, not a curated record. Gene Ontology annotation, molecular function: protein binding. Gene Ontology annotation, cellular component: transcription factor TFIIIC complex. Gene Ontology annotation, biological process: transcription by RNA polymerase III.